GAAGUUAAAAGUAAAGUUUCCGAGCAGUGGACCGGCUGCAAUUCAGCUUGUCGAGUCUCAACAUAAGCUGUAUUUUGAAGCUGGUGACAACAUAGAGGUUCUUUGUCAGGAUAGUGGCAUGAGAGGCUGCUGGUUCAGGUGUAAGAUCUUACGAGUAUCAGAAAAAUGUUUGAAAGUUCAAUAUGAUGACAUCCUGGAUUGUGAUGGUCCUGAAAAGCUCGAGGAAUGGAUUCCUUCCUACAGAGUUGCAAAUCCUGAUAAAUUGGGCACGAGAUGCACAGGACGCCUCACAGUUCGGCCCAGGCCUCUGGAGGAUUCUUCUGACUGUUCUAUUGAAGUAGGAGCUGCAGUUGAUGCUUGGUGGUCAGACGGGUGGUGGGAAGGUUUCGUUGUGGAAUAUGAUGUCUUUGGAAGCGGUCAUCUUCACAUUUACUUCCCUGGGGAGAACAGAACAUUGGAGAUUGAAAGGAAGAACGUGAGGAUUUCAAGAGAUUGGAUAGACGACAAAUGGGUUGAAGUUAAGGUAAAGAAAUGCAUAAAAUCAUCCAUAAGCUCGAGUUCAUCGUGUGAUUCAACGUCAUCAUCGAUGUUCUAAGGCAUACUUCCCCCUGCCCAAUGAGCUCUUCUGAAGAGGCGCCGCUAAACAAUUGAUAUUUUACUUUAUCGUAAUUUUUUUGUUUCAAUUUCUUUGUUCAUAUAUGUCAUUCAUGCGGAUGAUUAUUAAUCUUGGACUAAGCAUAUGUAUAUAUAUUUGUAUUUUUUCUUUCUUUGCGCCUUUUUUCAU
Capsicum annuum is the source of this 784-nucleotide messenger RNA. RefSeq names its product protein AGENET DOMAIN (AGD)-CONTAINING P1-like. The record is from RefSeq and is a predicted model, not a curated record. NCBI's taxonomy places the organism in Eukaryota, Viridiplantae, Streptophyta, Magnoliopsida, Solanales, Solanaceae.